Molecule: messenger RNA, 4642 nt
Organism: Danio aesculapii
Lineage: Eukaryota; Metazoa; Chordata; Actinopteri; Cypriniformes; Danionidae
Gene: htra1b
Product: HtrA serine peptidase 1b
Exons: 9
Coding region: 148-1578 (476 amino acids)
Biological process (GO): programmed cell death; positive regulation of apoptotic process; proteolysis
Cellular component (GO): extracellular region
Molecular function (GO): serine-type endopeptidase activity; protein binding
Source: RefSeq, a predicted model, not a curated record
GCAAGAUAACGGGCAUUUGACAGUACAUCAAACUUGGGCAAGUUCACUGUAGUUUAAGCUUUGUUUAUCCCGUGACGUUUUCCAAAUCUAAGCAACUUGGAAAUAUUUGACUUAAAAGUUUUGUAAGCCUUUGAUUAUAGUUGCAAAAUGCGUCUGUUGGUUCUGUGCGCGUUUGUUAUUCUGGUGCCGCUGCUGUGCGAUGCGCGGAUCAUUAAGCGUUACGUGAUCGGCUGUCCGGAGCGCUGUGAUAAGAGUCUCUGUCCGCCCAUACCGCCCGACUGUCUGGCCGGAGACAUCCUGGACCAGUGCGACUGCUGCCCGGUGUGCGCGUCCGGCGAGGGUGAGUCCUGCGGCGGCACGGGGAAGCUGGGAGACCCGGAGUGUGGAGAAGGUCUGGAGUGCGCUGUGUCUGAAGGAGUUGGAGCAACGACCACCGUGAGACGGAGAGGAAAGACCGGCGUCUGUGUGUGUAAGAGUUCUGAACCGGUCUGCGGCAGUGAUGGGGUGUCCUACAGGAACAUCUGCGAACUCAAGAGGGUCAGUAACCGGGCGCAGAAGCUCCAGCAGCCCCCCAUCAUCUUCAUCCAGAGAGGAGCCUGCGGGAAAGGCCACGAGGAGAAUCCAGAUAGUCUCCGGCACAGAUAUAACUUCAUCGCUGAUGUGGUGGAGAAGAUCGCUCCAGCUGUGGUUCACAUUGAGUUAUUCCGCAAAAAUGUGUUCAAUCGGGAAGUGGCGGUGGCCAGCGGCUCUGGUUUUGUGGUGUCAGAAGAUGGUCUGAUUGUAACUAAUGCUCAUGUGGUAGCCAACAAACAUCGGGUGAAGGUCGAACUGAAGACAGGAACCACCUAUGAUGCCAAAAUCAAAGACGUGGAUGAGAAAGCAGACAUCGCUCUCAUCAAAAUAGACGCCCCGAUGAAGCUCCCAGUAUUGUUGUUGGGCCGAUCAGCUGAUUUGAGACCAGGUGAAUUUGUGGUGGCAAUCGGCAGUCCGUUCUCCCUUCAAAACACAGUGACCACAGGCAUCGUCAGCACCACUCAACGAGGUGGCAAAGAGCUGGGCUUGCGCAACUCUGACAUGGACUACAUCCAGACAGAUGCCAUCAUCAACUAUGGUAAUUCUGGAGGGCCGCUGGUGAAUCUGGAUGGUGAAGUGAUAGGAAUCAACACGCUGAAGGUGACCGCAGGAAUAUCCUUCGCCAUUCCCUCUGACAAGAUCCGACAGUUCCUGGCCGAGUCUCACGACAGGCAGGCUAAAGGAAAAACAGCCACAAAAAAGAAGUAUAUCGGUGUGAGAAUGAUGACGUUAACUCCAACACUUGCUAAGGAGCUAAAGCAGAGAAAAAACGAUUUCCCAGAUGUCACCUCUGGUGCUUACGUCAUUGAAGUUAUUCCUAAAACACCAGCUGAAGUGGGUGGUUUGAAGGAGAGUGACGUCAUAAUCAGCAUUAACGGUCAGAGGAUCACAUCAGCCAGUGACGUCAGCACAGCCAUCAAGACAGACGAGAGCCUGAGAGCAGUGGUACGACGUGGGAAUGAAGAUAUCAUCCUCACCAUCAUUCCUGAGGAGAUCGACCCUUGACCACCCUUACGCUCACCAUGAGCUGGUUCUCAGACUUUUACUGAGAGUGUGUCUGGAGCCGCACUCAAUCUAGAAAUCAAUCAUAAUGAACACUUUCAAACCCAACCAUCAUCCAAACUUAGAACAGCAAAUGUCCUUUGUUUUUUGCCUUUUCUCAUAUAUGAAGCCAUUUUCUGUUUAUUCAUCAGCAUACCAUCUUAGAAUAAGUCUUUUGUAAAUAGAUAUGAGAAUUUUGUGCUGGGUAGUUACUUUCUGCAAGUAUUUUUUUGUUGUUGUUUAAAGGAAUGCUUCCAUUUUUAAAAUAACUUCCCUAGAGUUAAACAGUUUUACCUUUUUUUUUAAUCCACUGAGCCGAUCUUUGGGUAUAGGGGGAGCACUUUUGCUUUAGCUUAGCAUAAAUCAUUGAAUUUGAUUAGACCAUUAGCAUCUUAUUUAAAAAAUUAUUUAGAUAGUCAAGCAUUACAUAAGAAAAUUAUUGACAUAAUUAUGAUAAAAUUAUCGAAUGAGAUGCUAAUGGUCUAAUGUGAUUUAAUGAUUUAUGCUAAGCUAAGCUAAAAGUGCUCCUUGGAGAUCGGUUAAAUGGAUUAACUCUAGGGGAUUUCCUAGCCUAUUUCCAAAAAAGUGGAGUGUUUCUUUAAAGGCAUCUAAUGUCGAGUUCAGACUGCAUGAUUUUCAAAGUAGCUGUGUCACAGAUGUUUUCACACUGCAUGACUAUCUGGGCUAGCGAUUUGUUGCUGCUUUGUUUAUACUGCAAGAUGGAUCGGCGAAGUGUUUCACACCGCAUGACUUUAAAAUAAGAAGAAUCGCCGACAACUUUGUCCAAACUACGUCUCACAACUAAACACGUACGAAAAGUGACAUGGAAACAACACAAGGUCACGUAGUAUAUCUUUUGUUAUUAACUACAUAAUGAGAUAGAAGCAUUUAGAGAGGUAGAAAAUGUACUUAUUUUGCUCACCUGGCAUUGAAGGGAAUUGGCAAUUUCUCCUCAACUUUUUUCUGUUUUGACCCAGUUGUGAUAUUGCUCAGAUGACACGUCAAACAGACACACGUCCUACCAAAUUUCCACUAGUUUUUCCUCCAUUUCUUGGGUCCAAAUAAACUGAAAAUAACAACUUUCCACUUCCCCAACCACCCGCUGGCCUGAAGAUACCCAUACUAGUGGGUGCCGCUCUCUCGUUGGCUGUAGGUAAUUGUCAAUGUUAUUUUCAGUCAGAGCACAUUUCACACGGCAUAAUUUUGAAUCGGCAACAGCUCCAGAUUUGUAGCAUGAUAAAUAUCCCACAGGCGUCGGCGACUCAUCUGCGAUUCUCUCAGAUUGUGUCUUUGAUAGUUCACAGUGUGUGAUUGUUACUCACGUGAACAAGCACCAAUUUGUCUGUGAUUUUAGGCAUUUGUUGGCGAUUUCUCAAAACCUGUCGGCGACUCAAAAUCGGGACUAAAAUCAUGCAGUCUGACCUCUGCAUAAUAGACGUCUAAAACAGUGACAACUUGGCUAAUGCAAGGCUAACUUCAGGCUGUCAGUAAAAAUCUAAUAGAUGUCUAACAGUAGUUCAAAAACAGACAGGAAUGAAUGAAUGCACAUGUGAAGUUUGUCUAAUAUGUCUAAUCUGAUUACUUGUUUUAGCCAAGAUGCCUGUGUUUAUACAUUUAUAUGAUGUCUUUUAAUUAAAAGAAUGCUUGAUAGGCUGACAAAUGUAUAUAUUUUCUUUUUUGUUCCAAAACCUAGUGAGCUGCUUUCGAUAGUUCGAUUUGGUGUGGUUUCACAGGUAUAUUUUAAUUUCCAGUUACUUAAACGUAUAUCUACAAACAAACAAACAAAAAAUCAGUGCAAUUAAACAUAAAUGGUUUAUUCAACGUGUGUGCUUAUGUGUGCUAUAUAUAGUUCGCCCAAAAGAUUACUUAUGUUUACUCACCCUCAAGUGGUUCCAAACCUUCACGAGUUUCUUUAUUCUGUUAAAGAUAAAGAAGGUAUUUUAAAGAAAGCUGAAAACCUGUAACCAUUGGCAUCCAUGAAUAAAUACUAUGGAAGUCAAUGGUUACAGUGGUUUCCAGGUUUCUUCAAAAUAUCUACUUUUCUGUUCAACAGAAAAAAAGUUAAACAGGUUUGAAAUAAGCGACCCAGUAAACAAUAACAGAAUUGUCAUGUUUGCUUUUAAAAUGCCUCCCAGAUUGAAUCAUGGGGAAAGCUGGGAAAAGACUAAGUAAAUUGGGUCAGAUAAGCAUAUUUUAGAAGAGCUAUUGUUCAUACAUGAACAUACAGACAAAGGAUUGAUUCAUGCUUGAAUAGUACAGUAUAUAAAAACAACACUGCAUAGAAUGCCACAGUAAGCCCAAAAAAGCUGUAGUUUAUCCAUCCUGAAAGAUGACUAAGUGGAAUCCCGAAACAUGAACAGGCUCGUUCUGAACAAUAUGGUUUUCACAUUAUUUGUACUGUAUUAACAUUGUUAUAGAAAUAUUGCCUUAUUAAAGCAAAAUAAAUUACAACAAUUUUCCUGUUUUAAAUCAAAAGUCAAAGAGUAAACGGAUGAAUAAAACAUUUUUUAAGGAUAAAACAUCCUUAAACAUUUUCUUUCCAGAAAUAGAAUGUGUUUUAGAUAUAAUUAUUCAGUUUGAUACUAUUUUUACAGCAUCUCUGAGAUGUAUGUGUGCUAUAUUGCUAUUAGCUUAGCAUAGUGGUAUGUGCGCUAUUUUGUUAUUAGCUUAGCAAAACUGGCUAAUCAAUCAGCCAGGUCUAUGUUUAGCACAGUUACACAACAACCCUAGAAGGCUUCUACCUAUGUAGUAGACAGCAAGGCUGACUAGGUUUUGGAACAACGCCUGUAUUUCGUCCUGAUGUAUAGCAAGGCAUCACAAAGUGGUGUUGUCUGUAUUCAACUUUCUUUUUUAUAUAUAUAUAUAUAUUUAUGCUCGAAUCUCACACUUAACAUCAUUUGAAAAAGGACUGUGGUCCAUUAGAGGAUGACUUUUAUCUCUGAAUACCUUCUCCUCGUUAAAUGUUUCUGUGUCUGUGUUUGUCAGACGCCAGUUUCGGAAACGAAAUUAAAGAACGUAAUGUUUUUAA